Messenger RNA from Rhodamnia argentea, 1714 nucleotides. RefSeq names its product ammonium transporter 3 member 1-like. Gene Ontology annotation, biological process: ammonium transmembrane transport. Lineage: Eukaryota; Viridiplantae; Streptophyta; Magnoliopsida; Myrtales; Myrtaceae. The transcript has 4 exons. Gene Ontology annotation, cellular component: plasma membrane. The coding region runs from base 36 to 1511 and encodes 491 amino acids. Gene Ontology annotation, molecular function: ammonium channel activity. The record is from RefSeq and is a predicted model, not a curated record.
CAAGGUGAUCAUCGUACAUAGUCAAAGAUUUGAUUAUGGCCGCCGCCGCUCCUCCGCCGAACCCUGUUCCGGUCGCCUACCAGGCCUUCACGUCGUCCGCCGUGCCCGACUGGCUCAACAAGGGCGACAACGCAUGGCAGAUGGUGUCCGCCACGCUCGUCGGCCUCCAGAGCGUGCCGGGCCUCGUCAUCCUCUACGGCAGCGUCGUCAAGAAGAAGUGGGCGGUCAACUCCGCCUUCAUGGCCCUCUACGCCUUCGCCGCCGUCGUCCUCUGCUGGGUCACCUGGGCCUACAAGAUGUCCUUCGGCGACAAGCUCCUUCCCUUCUGGGGCAAGGCCGGCCCCGCCCUCGGCCAGAAGUUCCUCAUCAAGCAGGCUGUCUUGCCCGAGACCACCCACUACCACAAGAACGGCACGCUCGAGACCGCCACCAUCGCUCCCUUCUUCCCCAUGGCCUCCAUGGUGUGGUUCCAAUGCGUGUUCGCCGCCAUCACGCUCAUCCUCCUCGCCGGGUCCGUGCUCGGGAGGAUGAACAUUAAGGCGUGGAUGACGUUCGUCCCGCUCUGGCUGACCUUCUCUUACACGGUGGGCGCCUUCAGCUUGUGGGGCGGCGGCUUCUUGUUCCACUGGGGCGUCAUGGACUACUCCGGCGGCUACGUCAUCCACCUCUCCUCCGGCAUCGCCGGCUUGACCACCGCUUACUGGGUCGGACCGAGAUCGACCAAGGAUAGGGAGAGAUUCCCUCCGAACAACGUGCUGUUGAUGUUGGCGGGGGCAGGACUGUUGUGGAUGGGGUGGGCGGGGUUCAAUGGGGGAGACCCGUACACGGCGAACAUCGACUCGUCCAUGGCCGUUCUCAACACCAACAUAUGCGCAGCGACCAGCCUCCUGGUGUGGACGUGGCUCGAUGUCAUCUUCUUCAAGAAGCCAUCCGUCAUCGGAGCCGUCCAGGGCAUGAUCACCGGCCUCGUCUGCAUCACCCCGGCCGCAGGUCUCGUCCAAGGAUGGGCGGCCAUAAUAAUGGGGAUCCUGUCGGGAAGCGUCCCGUGGUUCACCAUGAUGAUCGUGCACAAGAGGUGGACUUUGCUCCAGAAGAUCGACGACACCCUCGGGGUCUUCCACACCCACGCCGUGGCUGGCUACCUCGGCGGCAUCCUCACCGGCCUCUUCGCUGAGCCGGAGCUCUGCGCCCUCUUCCUCCCCGUCACCAACUCGCGGGGAGGCGUCUACGGGGGCUCCGGCGGGGUCCAGGUCCUGAAGCAAAUCGUGGGCGGGGCAUUCAUCAUCGGUUGGAACGUGGUGGUCACCUCGGUCCUGUGCGUGGCGAUAAGCUGGGUGAUACCGCUGCGGAUGCCGGAGGAGCAGCUGCUGAUCGGGGACGACGCGGUGCACGGGGAGGAGGCCUACGCAUUGUGGGGGGACGGGGAGAAGUACGACUCGACCCAGCACGGGAUGUUUUCGGACGAUACCACGCACCACAAAGCACCUAGUGGCGCGACACAAGUGGUGUAAUGUAGCGUAUGUGGCGAGAUACGGGGAUGGGAGAAUAAAUAGGCGAUUAUUUUUUAGCAUAGACAGAUAAAAUAGAUGGUGAUUUGCGUAAGUCAAUGGUUUUAUUGACUUUUAUUUCGUGGUUUUAACAUAGUUUUGUACAUGCGUUCCUUGUUCUAAACGGGGACAUUGUCCUUCUGGUUUUAAGAGAACCGAAUCGGCCG